AAUAAAUACCUUUUGUCAGUAAGUAACACUAACAAUUAUUUUCUUCCUUUCCACACACUCUCACUCUACUUUCCCACGUCACUCCCUCCCUCUCUCCCCGUGUCUCCUUUUAAGACCCUCCCUUCCUCCCUCCCUCUCUUCUUAGUGCCAGUGCUCUCCAGGCGAGCACACAGUCAGCUUCAACUUUACAGCAACAGCAGAGCGUAUCAGGUUUCCACAGGACCGUAAGAGUUACACGCCCGUCACUGACUUACAGGUGAUCAGAGCAGCACGACUGUCCUUCACUGUCUGACCAAGGGAGAGCUUGUGCCAUGAGAUGAUUACUCAAUAAACCCGGCCAAGUCUUUCCCCACCAGUCUCACCUAUAGACAUGGGGAUACGUGAGAGUGUGAGGGGUCGGAGGUGGCAGGGCAACGCUGGAGCGUUCAGAGCCGGAGUAGGAGUGUUGCUGCUGGGGCUCAGCCUGGCCCAGUCUGUCCCUCCACAGACUGUCUGUCCAGCAGCUGCGGCCCCUCAGAGCCUCACCCAGCCCCAGUACCAGGACACGGUGAAGGACGACAUGGGCUUCAUGGCAGAUCUGGUGCAGUCCUUCCUCCACACAGUCCAGCCUAACCCCUUUCCUAAAGAUCUGAUCGUAAAAAUAGUAAAGGAUUUUGAUGUGCAGUUAACUCAAGAUACCAUCAAAGAAGUCCUGGUGUAUGAUGUGGGUUUCCUGGUGUGUGCAGCCAUUGGCGUCUUGUACAUCGUUCUGAUGCCCAUAGUUGGUUUCUUCUUGGCGUGCUGUCGCUGCUGUGGCAACUGUGGUGGGAAGAUGUACCAGGAGCAAACAUCUUCAGUUCAAUGUCACAGAAGAACUCUCUACUGGACUGCAUUAUUCACCACAGUCAUUAUUUUUGCUGGGAACAUAUGCAUGUUCAAAAGUAACCAAGACAUCAAAGAGGGUGUGGACCAGAGUCAAGUAGAGCUCAACAAAACUAUCAACAACGUCAACUCCUUUCUCACUGCUGUGCCUCAGCAAAUCGACUCUGUGGUGAAUGAGAGCUACAGAACAGUACAGGAAGUUACCAGAAACCUAGAUGCCAUUGGACCUCAGUUGGGAACAGAGAUCAAGAAGAAAUUUAGAGCAACCCUGGACCCAGCGCUGCGGUCGGUUACACUGCUGGAUCAAGAGACUGUAAACGCCACUCUUCAAUUGAGCAAGCUGAACUCCUCUUUGACCCAGUUGCAGUCCAGCAUGAACCGCAUCCAGGCCAACUUCACUGCUGUUAAAAAUCGCAUCAAUACGACGACUUCCAACAGCAACUGCUUUGAGUGUAGCCGCCUGAUGCCUAAGCUACAGACACAAACACUGGAUACCACCAUCUCUAUUCCCAGUUUGAAUGACUUUCAGUCUGCAGUGGAUGAAGUCUACAAAACUAAUCUCAAAUCCAAAAUCAAGGAGAUGGAGGACUAUUUUGACCGCAUCCCCCAGAGGGUGACCGAUGAAACCAAGGAUGUAGUUCAAAGCAGCAAGCAGCUGUUAGAUGACAUAAAAACACAGAUCUCCCAGGUCACCAAGAACAUCCCUUUAUCUACUCUGACAAACGUUUCGGGGACUCUGAACCAGGUGCAGAGAGAAAUCGGCAAGCUCACACCGGAGGUCAAGAGAGCCGAGCAUAUUAGGUGGGGAGUGUGUUUGGUCCUGUGCUGCCUGGUCCUCCUGGUGGUGGUGUGUAGCCUCCUCGGUCUAGUCCUGGGCCCUCUGGGUCUGACACCCAAAUCAGACCCCAGCAAGCGCUCCUGCACGGCGGAUUGUGGAGGCACCUUCCUCAUGAUGGGCGCAGGUUUCAGCUUCCUCUACUCCUGGCUGCUCAUGAUAGUGGUGCUGCUGCUGUUCCUGUUGAGCGGGAACUUUUACACUCUGCUCUGUCGGCCCUGGAACAACGGACAACUGCUAGAGCUCAUUGACACUCCAGGUUUAAUUCCAGGGUUGGAUAUAGGUCCAUCUUUGGGAUUGAAAACCAACAUCAAUAUCUCUGAUAUCUAUAGAGACUGUAAGGAAAACCAGCCUCUGUGGACAACACUCCACUUGUAUGAGCUCAUAAACCUCGAAGACCUGCUCAAUGUAUCAAAAUACACAGAGCAAAUCCAGCAGAAGUUUGACCGUAUAGAAAUCACUCUGCCCGGCAUAGCUCUCCUGAGCCCUGAAGUUAAAAAACAACUCAGCAGCUUCUCCAACAUGACUGCAAAUCUCCACUCCACUGUUGUCCCUCAGCAGAUGAACAGCAGCAUCAAUCUGACUACGAUAGCAGAUGCACUUGAUUCGCUCGCUAAUAUUCAAAGAAACAAUGAUACUAGAAAAGAGCUACAAAAUGAGGCCAGGGACCUGAGGCAGAUCCAGGCCGACAUAGAAACAACCAUCAUCCCACAACUGCAAAACCUGAACUCCACCAUCAAGAGCCUGGGAUCCAUUGCAGAUAAAAUCAAUGAAACAGUGGGGGAGGUGCUGAGCAAUGUGGGAAUAGCACAAGACUUCCUCAACACAAAUACAACACAGAUUGUCAAGACCGAGAGCAAAAAGUUCUUGGACUGUCAGCUGGGCUACUUCAUUGUUUAUGCUGACUGGGCCAAUCUCACGAUCACACAGCAGGUGGGCCGCUGUGGGCCGGUGGCGGGAGCUGUGGACUCUGUUGAUAUUAUCCUCUGCUCAAACAUUGUGGAGUCUCUGAAUGCGUUCUGGUUCAGUUUGGGAUGGUGCAUGAUCUUCUUCAUCCCAAGCAUCAUCUUCUCUAUCAAACUCGCCAAAUACUACAGGAGAAUGAAGUACUCUGAUGCCUUUGACGACCACUUAAUUAUGAACCACAUCCCGAGGGCCCAGAUGAAAUUCACUUGAGAGGACGGCACAUGGGUGUAAUAGCUUUAAAAGACUGCAGACAUAACUGUGGCAUUACAAACUAAAGACACAUGGUCCACUCGAGCCACAUUGUCACUGGUCACAUUUCAGUCCAAACAGCUGAGGUGAAACAGAUUGAACCUCAGAAGUCUCAGAAGAGCCUGGUGAACGUUACACGUUAAAAUCCCUCUAAAGGAGCUAUUUGGUGUGCAGAUCUAUAUGUUUCAUAUCCUUUCUUUGACUGAGCACUCAUCCUAUUGGGCACUGGGAUGUGCCGACUGUGUCUUUUUUUUUUUAAAUCAAUUUGUAAUCCCAAUUUUCACCAUAGGGUGGAGAAACAAAGCGACUGGAACACAGGGCAUAAGAGAAUCUGCAGGGAUUUGUUUCAUCAUUUUAAAUAAAUAUGUCAAAGAGACUUAUUAUAUUACAUGAACGUUUUGUAUUUAAUGUAUUAACUGAGCUGCUGCUGGAUACUGAGAAUAUUUGCUUCAUAUUUCUAACUGCAAAGCAGAUUUUUGUCGGGACAUUUAUGUACAGCGAUGUUUGGUGAGCAGUGCUCUCAGAGAACACAGCAGUGUGUUAUUGUGCCAACAGGAUUUUUAUAAUGUGCCAGCCUCUGUCUGUUACUGCUACUUCUAAUGGGAAACACUUUUUAAAUUCAAUUCUUAAUUACAUUUUGCACUAAUAAUGGAAAUCAAAGCACAUUUUUUUGUAUGAAUCAUGAAAUGAAUACACUUUUCUCUUUGCGUGACUGGUAUAACUGAUGUCACCUGAUGCAAUUCAGGUUUUUUUGUUACUAUUUUGCCUCCAAAUAUUAUUUGUAUAUAUUGAUUUUGACAUCAUGACUCCAUAAUGAUGAUUUUUGUACUCAAUAGUAGAUUGUGCUUUAUCUUUCUGUUACACAGUCUGUUGUAAAGGUUGUGGACAGUUCUGCCAUCUUUUGUGAAAACUACUGAAAGUAAAAAUGGCGACUGGUCAACAAAUUCCAA
This is a messenger RNA of Cottoperca gobio, 3861 nucleotides long. It is a transcript of the gene prom2, whose product is annotated as prominin 2. The coding region runs from base 371 to 2872 and encodes 833 amino acids. The record is from RefSeq and is a predicted model, not a curated record. Gene Ontology annotation, cellular component: cell surface; apical plasma membrane; prominosome. Gene Ontology annotation, molecular function: cholesterol binding. NCBI's taxonomy places the organism in Eukaryota, Metazoa, Chordata, Actinopteri, Perciformes, Bovichtidae. The transcript has 24 exons.